GUGUGUAACCGCCCCCCGUGAGGCGUCGAUAAAUGUCGUGGUCUCUCCUCGUCCCGUUCCGCUGCUUGAUACUGCAGUGAUACGUCCACUACACAUCGUUCCUUCCCUGUACUGGCCCAGCAACAUCACCGCCCGAGAACCGCUUCUGGUCAUUGCAUCCUGACUGGCCUAGACUUGCACAUCAACCUUCUCCAAAAAAAAAAAUACAAAAAUACACAACUCCCGGCAACGGGCUGGGGGUCCUGGAAGAGCCCCCCCUUCCCUCCGACGCCAUGGCCUCGUCGUCCGUCACCACCUCCUACCUACUCGGCAACCUGCACUGCCCGUCCUGCGUGGCGCUGAUCAAGAGCCUUCUGCAAGAUGUCUACGGUGACAAGGUCUUGUGGGUUUCGCCCAACGUGGUGACUUCCGUGGUCACUGUCGAGCACCAAGAUGCAUCCGCCGACUUCAUUCGCCGCAUGGGCAAAACGCUCGAGGAUGUGGGCUUCGACAUCUGCGCCGUCGACACCACUGCCAGCGUCGCUAGCGACGUCGAGAGCCUCUCCCAAGCCGAGCCAGGAGAAGGUAGCAGAAUCGUGCCGCACCAGCAGAGUUACGGCACUUUUGACAUAUGGUCUCGUCUUUGGCGGAAUAGGACCCCGCCAGUCGAUUCACACGCAUCCAAGGCCGCCGCGCACCUCGAGAACUGCGAGUCUUGCAAGGACGCUGCAGCACAUGGCCAAGACCACCUAUCCGAAGACCGGGUGGACCUCACUCGGAACCUUUCCUUUGCGUCUAGCAUGAAGGACACCGGUAGUGCCGCAUUCGAGGGCGUUGUCGUCGGCGACGAUGGGGCAUCUACCCCUCGACUACGGGCCGCAGUCUCUAUCGGCGGCAUGACAUGCGCCGUCUGCGUCAACACAAUCACCGACGAGAUACAAAAGUACCCUUGGGUUUCCAAGGUUGUCGUCAAUCUUGUCUCGAACAGCGCCACCAUCGAGUUCACCGACCCGAAUCGUACGCAGGACAUCAUUGAUGCCAUCAGCGAUCUCGGCUACGACGCUGUCCUCGAUUCCGUGGUUGAUCUCAACGAGCAAAAAAAGGCUGAGAAUUCGCGAGAGGUGGAGAUCAAGGUUGAUGGCAUAUUUUGCCCUCGUUGCCCCGACCGCAUUUCACAAACUUUGAGAAACCUCGGCAAGUUGCGGGUGGAAGUCCUUAGCGAAGCCUCGAUGCAAGUGCCCAGGGUCCGGAUUCGCUACACCCCGAAUGUCCCAAGCUUCACCAUUCGGCAUAUUCUCCACGCCAUCGAAGCCACGGACCCAUCCCUUCGGGCAUCUAUAUAUCACCCGCCCACGUUGGAGGAACGUUCCAGGGAAAUCCGAGCUCAGCACCAGCGCACCCUGCUUUACCGAGAGAUUCUCACAAUUAUCUUGGCGAUUCCUUCUUUUGUUCUGGGAAUCGUCUACAUGAGCCUGGUGCCUGAUACGGACCAUACCAAGCACUAUCUGAUGAAGCCUUGGGUCUCGGGCUUGAGUCGCCUCGAAAUCAUUCUUUUCGCACUGGCGACCCCCGUCUACUUCUUUGCCGCUGAUGUCUUCCACGUACGGGCCGUCAAGGAGCUGCGGACUUUGUGGCGAGCUAACAGCCGCACGCCCCUUCUCGAGCGCUUCUACAAGUUUGGAAGUAUGAACAUGCUUAUAUCCCUCGGAACAAGCAUUGCCUACAUUUCUUCUGUGGCGCAGAUGAUUGCAGCGGCCGUCGCCAAGGAGAAGAAGGUGCCCGAGGGUAGCUUCUAUUUCGACUCUGUCGUAUUCCUCACCCUGUUCCUCCUUGCAGGCAGGUUGAUCGAGGGAUACAGCAAGUCCAAGACCGGGAGUGCCGUCGAAGAACUGGCUAAGCUUCGGCCCACCACGGCCCUUCUCGUCGACCAGACUGCCAAGGGAGAAUCGGCGACCAAGACAGUUGACGUGGACCAGCUGGAGCACGGCGACCUCAUCAGGGUUCCUCACGGGGCAUCUCCCCCGGCAGACGCGGUCAUUGUGGUCGGUGAGACCAUAUUCGAUGAGUCUAGCCUUACUGGUGAAUCACGCCCGAUCAAGAAGGCUGUCUCCGAGCAAGUCUUCGCCGGAACAAUCAACAAAGGGAACGCUAUUACGGCACGCAUCACGGGGACUUCUGGAAAAUCAAUGCUAGACCAAAUCGUCGAAGUGGUUCGCGAGGGUCAGACGAGACGGGCUCCCGUCGAGCAGAUCGCAGACCUCAUGACAUCGUACUUUGUUCCCGUCAUCACUCUGGUGGCCAUCAUCACUUGGGUUGUCUGGAUGAUACUCGUCUUUACUGGCAAAGUGUCUGACGACGAGCUCGACAACUCUGGGGGCAGAACGGCCUUUGCCUUCCAGUUCGCCAUUGCCGUCUUCGUGGUCGCCUGCCCCUGUGGCUUGGCCCUUGCGGCGCCCACUGCCAUAUUCGUCGGAGGUGGCAUCGCAGCAAAGCACGGCAUCCUCGCGAAGGGCGGUGGUGAGGCGUUCGAGAAGGCUAGCAAGAUUGACUGUGUUGUCUUUGACAAGACUGGUACGCUCACGAUGGGCGGUGAGCCCCAGAUCACCGACUCCAUCAUCUUCCCAGACGGCGCGAUCGAGGGCGUAGAUGAGCAGACGCUCCUGUCAGGGCUCAAGGCGGUCGAAGAAAACAGCAGUCAUCCGAUCGCCAAGGCCAUUGUGGCCUUUUGCGGAGAAAAGAAGGCGGCGUCGGAGUUGGGGCAGGUCGAGGAAAUCCCAGGCAAGGGCAUGAAGGCGACGUACAAGAACAAGGAGCUUGACAUUGCGGUGGGCAACGAGCAUCUGAUGCGAGAUCUCUCGGCUUCACUAUCGGAGAAGGUCAUUGAUUGUCUGCAGGGCUGGAAGGCCGAGGCCAAGUCUGUCGCCCUUGUCGCCAUGAAGCACCAUCAGGACCCAUCAUGGACGAUUGCAGCCAUCCUAUCUAUGGCCGACCCCAUCCGGCCGGAGACGGGUGCGGUCAUCGCGGCGUUGCAGGCAAGGGGCACACAAGUAUGGAUGCUAUCAGGCGACAACGUGACGACGGCGAAGGCCGUGGCUCAGCGCGUGGGCAUCCCCUCGUCCAACGUUCUCGCCGAGGUGCUGCCCUCGGAAAAGGCGGCCAAGAUCACGUACCUCCAGGCAACACUGCACGCCGGUCACUCGCGCUCCAUCCGUCGGCGCCGUCACGGCUACACGACGCGUCGCGCCAUGGUGGCCAUGGUCGGGGACGGCAUCAACGACUCGCCGGCCUUGACGACGGCGGACAUUGGCAUCGCCAUCGGGUCAGGCAGCGACGUGGCCAUCUCGAGCGCCGACUUUGUGCUCGCGACGUCGAGCCUCCCCGCGGUGCUUACACUGCUCGACCUCAGCCGCACCGUGUUUCGCCGCAUCACCACCAACUUUGGCUGGGCCGUCGUCUACAACAUGCUCGCCGUGCCCAUCGCCGCCGGCUGCUUAUACGCCGUGCGGACGGGCUCGGGCGCCCACGUCCGCCUCGACCCGGUGUGGGCGGCCCUGGCCAUGGCCCUGUCGAGCAUCAGCGUCGUCGUCAGCAGCCUGUGCUUGAGGUUGAGGGUGCCCUGGAUCGGGUUUCGGCACACCCCCAUUGCUACGGCUGAGCGGCCGCAAGGCUGCUGAGGCCUCGGCGGCGGCUUGCGUCUUUGACGAAGAUGAAGUGGAUGAUGGUGGCGUGCAUGUCGCCGCCAGCCACGGCCAGAUCAGGCAUACUGCUGAUAUUUUGGUCGCGGGCCGUGACGUCUUGCUUCCUUUUUUGUUUUUCAUUAAAUCAUUCAGCCCAUGCAGUCGGCGCGUUUGUUGGCUGCCAGUCGGUCGGUCAGCCGUGAUGACCAUCAGCGUUGCGAAAGGAAAACAAGAGUUGAUAGUCGAUACCCUAGCAUAGAUAAUUCUAGUUGUCAUCAUUACUG
This is a messenger RNA of Purpureocillium takamizusanense, 3940 nucleotides long. RefSeq lists its product as uncharacterized. Gene Ontology annotation, cellular component: membrane. Lineage: Eukaryota; Fungi; Ascomycota; Sordariomycetes; Hypocreales; Ophiocordycipitaceae. The transcript has a single exon. The record is from RefSeq and is a predicted model, not a curated record. Gene Ontology annotation, molecular function: ATP hydrolysis activity; copper ion binding; ATP binding. Gene Ontology annotation, biological process: copper ion homeostasis; monoatomic cation transport. Bases 273 to 3653 code for a protein of 1126 amino acids.